AUGUACGAGAUGAUGCAGCACAUUGUGGCAAAGUGGCAAACCAGCGACAGCAACAGCGACACCUGCAGCAGCAGCAACGACGACAGCAGGCACAGAUCAGGAGACCAUCCCCAGCCAGCGAGCUUGUGUAACCACUUUGCAGCAUCUGUUGGGGACAGCUUCACGGUGCUUUACAUCAGCCGAGAUGCCGAUGUUGUCCGACAGCGACAGAUGGAGGAAGGCGUGGCUGGAUUGUGGAAAGCCGAACGCAUCUCCGCUGUUGAUGGUGCUGAGCGGGACAACGUGAUGAAGCGCCUGGCCGGCACGCCGCAGGAGGCGCAAUCGUCAGUGGAACAGCUGGUCGCUCAGCCGAACAAGCCUCCUGCAGUCCACCUGAAGGAGGCCGCCGUCGCCAUCUCGCACCUCGAUGCCAUUCAGCGUCUGCCAGAGGGGUGGAAGCUGGUUCGUCUUGCGAUGACCACAUAUGAGCACGAGUGGAACAAGAUCCUCAAGGAGUGGCAGGGCGAGGCCGCCUUUGCCCCAAAUUCAACCGACGUGAUGCGGAUGCCGUUUGUGGAGCUGGAUGCGGCCGACCCAACACAGCCGCUCAAGGUCUGGCUGGAGAAACUCCCCGUCUUUCCUUGCAUCGUCUCCGACGAGUGCAUUCUGGACCGCAUCGCUGCCAACCACAUGUACAUCGCCAGCCCACCACUGCUCAACAUCCCGGAAGGGCGACUGGACCAGCCCGACAGCACCGUGCGGGACCACGUCAAGGACUUCCACGUGAGCUCCCGUCUGCACUCGCUGGAUUGGGCUGCGCACAAGUUCCACGAAUGCACAACAAAGGCCCCAGACCAGCGAAUGAUGGCAAACUUGGACUGCGGUGACGUUGUCCCCCCACCGUCUUGA
Molecule: messenger RNA, 888 nt
Organism: Salpingoeca rosetta
Lineage: Eukaryota; Choanoflagellata; Craspedida; Salpingoecidae
Exons: 4
Coding region: 1-888 (295 amino acids)
Source: RefSeq, a predicted model, not a curated record